UGCAAUUUAAUGUCCAUCUGGGCAUCUGUUCCUAAGGUGCUAGCACUGCUGUCUGUGGUUCACAAUAUAUCUGGGGUAGCAACACAGCAAAGAAAGGGACCUAGGUUGUGCUUGGGAAGUUUCUACUCUCAGCCAAGAUGUGCACAUGAAUUUAAAAUUACCCAAGAGGGUGUUUCAGAGUUGCUGGCCAAAGAGUGGUGUCUUCUAAUCUGGAGAGCAGCUGCUGGGCACAGGCAUGCAAACACACACACACAGACACACGCACACACACAGACGUGCUCACAGAGCCUGUGCCUGCCUCUACUUGUUUGCUUUGGGCAGAUGGUUCCUGGCUUUUGGGUCACCUCAUCCUGCAACCCAGUCCAGUUAGAACCUUUCUUCCACAGAGACUGGCAAGCUGUGGGGUAAGGGUUUUGGUAAGGCUGCCUGUCUUCAGAGCAUGAAGGACACUGCCCAGAGAGGGAAGAGGGCAAUAUUUAGUGUUUGGGCCCACUUGUUGUUGGGCUCCCCACUACCUCUCCUUUGCAGAGCUAUCACUGGCCCCUGGUUGCAAACUCUUGGUGGCUUUCAAGCCUACAAAACAAAAACUGAGAGGGUGUCCAAAAAGAGAAGAAGAAAACAUUGUUGUUGGUCCUGGAUUCCACUGUUGGAUUUUGGCGGGGAUGAGAAGAAGGAAUUACCAGGCGUGAUCAACAAAGGUACCUGCACGGCUUUAAAGAAUGCGUUCCAGAGGCAGUGAUACCGAGGGCUCAGCCCAAAAGAAAUUUCCAAGACAUACUAAAGGCCACAGUUUCCAGGGGCCUAAAAACAUGAAGCACAGACAGCAAGACAAAGACUCCCCCAGUGAGUCGGAUGUAAUACUUCCGUGUCCCAAGGCAGAGAAGCCACACAGUGGUAAUGGCCACCAAGCAGAAGACCUCUCAAGAGAUGACCUGUUAUUUCUCCUCAGCAUUCUGGAGGGAGAACUGCAGGCUCGAGAUGAGGUCAUAGGCAUUUUAAAGGCUGAAAAAAUGGACCUGGCUUUGCUGGAAGCUCAGUACGGGUUUGUCACUCCAAAAAAGGUGUUAGAGGCUCUCCAGAGAGAUGCUUUCCAAGCGAAAUCUGCCCCUUGGCAGGAGGACAUCUAUGAGAAACCAAUGAAUGAGUUGGACAAAGUUGUGGAAAAACAUAAAGAAUCUUACAGACGAAUCCUGGGACAGCUUUUAGUGGCAGAAAAAUCCCAUAGGCAAACCAUAUUGGAGUUGGAGGAAGAAAAGAGAAAACAUAAAGAAUACAUGGAGAAGAGUGAUGAAUUCAUAUGCUUACUAGAACAGGAAUGUGAAAGAUGGAGUCUAGCUCUGUUGCCGAGGCUGGAGUGCAAUGGCAUGAUCUUGGCUCACUGCAACCUCUGCCUCCUGGGUUCAAGUGAUUCUCCUGCCUCAGCAUCCCAAGUAGCUGGGAUUACAGGCAUCCGCCAUUGUGCCCAGCUAAUUUUUGUAUUUUUGUAGAGACAGAGUUUUACCAUGUUGGCCAGGCUAGUCUUGAACUCCUGACCUCAGGUGAUCCACCUGCCUCAGCCUCCCAAAGUGCUGGGAUAACAGGAGUGAGCCAACGCGCUUGACUUGCACACAUAUUUUUAAUGUGUGAGUGGGUGCAUGUCAUAAUUCCAGAUGGAAAUUUGUCACCACAAAAUAUAAUUUUUAUUUAGCUGAUCUUUCCAGGUUUCUAUUUAUAAUGGAAGAGAUUGGAAAGGAUGAAGUUGGGCAUAAUGAAUCAAGACAAACACAGGCCCUGGUCAUUGUGUAAUUCCAUAUAGUAUAAUUUGUUUGCGAUCUUUCAUUCCAUACACCUACAAUACAGCUCUAAAAAUAAUGCUACCUACAAUAUAAAGAUACACUUUUUUUCCAAAUAACCUUCAAAAAAUGUAAAAAUACGCAACAAAAAUAUUGUAUCAUAUCUAAACCCUCAAAUAAGCUACAUUUAAACCAA
Molecule: messenger RNA, 1968 nt
Organism: Nomascus leucogenys (northern white-cheeked gibbon)
Lineage: Eukaryota; Metazoa; Chordata; Mammalia; Primates; Hylobatidae
Product: filamin A-interacting protein 1-like
Source: RefSeq, a predicted model, not a curated record